Molecule: messenger RNA, 1032 nt
Organism: Gekko japonicus
Lineage: Eukaryota; Metazoa; Chordata; Lepidosauria; Squamata; Gekkonidae
Product: leukotriene B4 receptor 1-like
Exons: 1
Coding region: 16-1032 (338 amino acids)
Biological process (GO): G protein-coupled receptor signaling pathway
Cellular component (GO): membrane
Molecular function (GO): G protein-coupled receptor activity
Source: RefSeq, a predicted model, not a curated record
UGUACCAGAAGCAACAUGGCCCUCUACAAUGCCUCGGAGCUGGAAGGGAAUGGCACGGUGACAGGGGAGACGCGCGAGUACAUCUCUGUGCUUCCAAGCAUGUUCCUCCUCGCUUGCUUCCUGGUCGGUCUCCCCGGGAAUGGCUUUGUGGUCUGGACUAUUGUUACCAAGUUCUCCCAGCGCUCUUUGACCCUUCUCCUCAUCCUGAACUUGGCCAUCACGGACUUGGUCGUCAUGAGCACUGUACCCUUCUGGAUCUACUCUUUCCUCCACGGCUGGGUCUUCGGAGACAUCUUCUGCAGGCUGCUCAAGUUCCUCGUCUACUUGACCAUUUACGCCAGCAUCUUCCUCAUCACGCUGAUGAGCCUCCAUCGCUUCGCCGCUGUGGUCUUCCCGUUUGCCUCCCAAAAGCUGUGGCGGCCGCGCGUGGUGCACUGUACGUUGCUGCUGCUCUGGGUGGCUGCGUGCUUCUUUGGAAGCCCGAUUCUGAUAGUGUCAUCCAAGCCCAAGGUGGACGGAGUGUGCGCAGACGAAAUGUACUAUACCGACCAACAGCGAGUCACGGUUAACUUUGUGGAGACCUUAUUUGGCUUUGUGAUCCCUUUCACUGUGAUGGCUGUCUGCUACUCCUGUGUCCUGAAAAGGCUUCAGAUGCUGAAGAGCCACAAGAAAAUGAAGACGGGGAGGCUGAUUACAGCGGUGGUCCUUGCUUUCUUUAUAUGUUGGCUCCCUUACCACAUCUUCAACAUCCUCAUCAGCGUAGCACUGCUGCUGAAAGAGGGACACCCAGAGAAGGCAGACAACUUGCUCGGAGUGACCAGAGUGGCAAUGAACAUUCACGGGGCCAUAGCCUUCGUCAGUAGCUGCCUGAACCCUAUCCUGUAUGCGUUCGCUGCGCGGAGCUUCCGGGGAGGGGUACGGGAGAGCAAUUUCGCCAAGUUGUUUGCCAAAAUUCAUGAGGACUCGGUGGAAAAAUCUGUGGAGAGAUCUACAGGGGACAGUGGUCUUUCAAUGGAGAAGUUACAGAAUUAA